This is a messenger RNA of Chaetomium globosum CBS 148.51, 468 nucleotides long. RefSeq lists its product as uncharacterized. The transcript has 3 exons. Bases 1 to 468 code for a protein of 155 amino acids. Gene Ontology annotation, biological process: superoxide metabolic process. Lineage: Eukaryota; Fungi; Ascomycota; Sordariomycetes; Sordariales; Chaetomiaceae. The record is from RefSeq and is a predicted model, not a curated record. Gene Ontology annotation, molecular function: metal ion binding.
AUGCAACUCAUUUCUCUUUUUGCCCUAUUGGGUGCCGCAGCCGUAGCUGUCGGCCAGGUUACCGGACCCAACGUCACAACCGGAGCGCUUGGAGACGCAAAGGAGGUCCGGAAUAACCCCGUCAUCGGAGAGACCUGGGUUUCCACCUUCAACUCGGAUGCGGUCAGGGGUACCGUCAAGGCUGUUGCUCACACUGUAGGCAUCAACUACACCCUCGAUGUGACCGGCUUGGUGGUGGAUAAGGGGCCAUACAAGUACCAUAUCCACGUGCGUGCUACUCCAGAGAGCGGCAACUGCACUGAGACCGGCGGUCAUCUCGACUCCUUCAACGACAAGUACACGGCCUUGAACCCCAUCCAACUCGGCUACAUCGGCGACCGGUCCAUUGUGUUCCACGAUAACACUGGUGCUCGUAUAGCCUGCGCGACGCUGAAAAAGGUGGAAAAGGACGACGACACAUGCCAUUAA